This is a messenger RNA of Glycine soja, 2177 nucleotides long. Its product is annotated as replication protein A 70 kDa DNA-binding subunit B-like. The transcript is spliced from 12 exons. Bases 100 to 1959 code for a protein of 619 amino acids. Gene Ontology annotation, molecular function: damaged DNA binding; single-stranded telomeric DNA binding. Lineage: Eukaryota; Viridiplantae; Streptophyta; Magnoliopsida; Fabales; Fabaceae. The record is from RefSeq and is a predicted model, not a curated record. Gene Ontology annotation, cellular component: nucleus; DNA replication factor A complex. Gene Ontology annotation, biological process: meiotic cell cycle; telomere maintenance via telomerase; nucleotide-excision repair.
CACACUCCUCACUAUACAAAAACAUUUUCACUCUCACUCUCUCGUUAUCUCUCAUUCUCUCUGUUUUCUCCAAAGCAAAACCUUCCCUACACACUUUCAAUGGCCGCCAAAACGGUAACCCCUGACGCCGUUUCGAUGCUCCUGGCAAACACUUGCCCCGAUUCCUCAUCGGAUCUCCCCGAAAUCGUUGUUCAAGUUCUCGAUCUCAAGGCGACAGGCAAUAAAUACAUGUUUACUGCUAAUGAUGGAAAAACGAAACUGAAAGCUAUGAUUUCUUCGGAUAUGUGCUCUCAGGUGCUCUCCGGGGCUAUUCAAAACCUAGGUCUUAUUCGCGUCCUUGAUUACACUGUCAACGUAAUACCCAAUAAAUCGGACAAAUACCUCAUUGUCACUAAAUGUGAACCUGUAUCUCCUGCGCUUGAAAUUGAGAUAAAGAGUGAGGAAUCUGGAUCUGGGAUUCUUUUGAAGUCCAAGGUAGAGGGUGGAGUCAAUACUGAAGGUCCUGCUGCUGCUGGGAUUCUUCUCAAGCCCAAACAAGUAGUGACAAAAUCUGCCAAUCAGAUUCUACGCGAACAUGGAAAUUCGGCUCCUGCUGCACGAAUGGCAAUGACGCGUAGAGUGCGUCCUCUUGUUUCCUUAAACCCUUAUCAGGGUAAUUGGACAAUAAAGGUUAGCGUUACGAGCAAAGGGAACAUGCGUAACUAUAAAAAUGCUAGGGGUGAUGGUUGUGUCUUCAAUGUCGAAUUGACGGAUGAAGAUGGUACUCAGAUUCAGGCAACCAUGUUUAAUAAUGCUGCGAGGAAAUUUUAUGACAAAUUUAUUCUGGGAAGGGUUUACUACAUUUCAAAGGGGACUUUGAAAGUUGCUAACAAGCAGUUCAAAACCGUGCAAAAUGAUUAUGAAAUGACGCUUAAUGAGAAUUCUGAGGUGGAAGAGGUAGCCGGUGAAGCAAGUUUUGUUCCCGAAACGAAGUUCAACUUUGUGCAGAUUGAUCAGCUGGGUCCUCAUGUAAAUAAGUCCGAGCUUGUCGAUGUCAUUGGGAUUGUUAAGAAUGUGUCUUCAACAAUGACCAUUCGUAGGAAGAGCGACAAUGAGAGUAUUCCAAAGCGUGACAUUACUAUUGCUGAUGACACCAAGAAGACAGUAGUUGUGUCCUUGUGGAAUGAACUUGCAACUACCACAGGACAAGAGUUACUGGACAUUGUUGAUAAAUCUCCAGUUGUUGCAAUCAAAUCUCUCAAGGUUGGGGACUUCCAAGGUGUUUCUUUGUCAACUAUAGGCAAAAGUGUGGUUCUGGUAAAUCCAGUCAUACCCGAAGCAAAAAAUCUCAGAAGCUGGUAUGAUUUUGAAGGCAAGGAUGCUGCAAUGGACUCUGUAGGCUCUGGUUCAAGUCCAACAUCUAACAAUGGGAUUAGAUCAGUGUACACUGAUCGUGUUUUACUUUCUGACAUAACCUCAAACCCAUCAUUGGGGGAUGGCAAGCCCGCAUUUUUCAGUCUUAGAGGACAUAUAAGCUUCAUAAAGCCUGAUCAGGCAAUGUGGUAUCGUGCCUGUAAGACAUGCAAUAAGAAAGUUACUGAAAGCGUUGGUUCUGGAUAUUUGUGCGAUGGAUGCCAGAAAAGCGAUGAGCAGUGCAGUUUAAGGUAUAUUAUGGUUGCCAAGGUUUCUGAUGCAAGCGCUGAGACUUAUAUCUCUGCCUUUAAUCAGGAAGCUGAGAAGAUCAUUGGAUGCUCUGCUGAUGAUCUAGAUAACCUUAAAUCACAAGAGGGAGAAGUUAAUCCUUAUCAGAUGACAUUGAAGGAAGCUACUUGGGCUCAACAUCUUUUUCGGGUAAGUGUUACUCCGAACGAGUAUAAUGGCGAGAAGAGACAAAGGAUAACAGUUCGGGCAGUUGUUCCUGUUGACUUCGCUGCUGAGUCAAGGUUUCUGCUGGAAGAUUUAUCAAAGAUGAGAGCAUAAGAUGGAUAUGCGGAUUCACAGUUUCUACAUUUUUUUGCUAACGGUUGUUUAGUAUGUUACCGGUUGUAAUUAUUAAUUAAUUCCCUAGGUGGCUUAUAUUAUACAUUUUGCCGAGUUUUAUAGAAUAUCUUUGCCAUCCACAUGGUUACUGAUUUUCCAUUAUGUCAUCAGUGAUUCCUCAAAAAGCUUUGCCUCAAUGAAAGUGAUUUUUCUUUCAA